Juglans microcarpa x Juglans regia is the source of this 1310-nucleotide messenger RNA. Its product is annotated as ubiquitin-conjugating enzyme E2 22-like. The record is from RefSeq and is a predicted model, not a curated record. Lineage: Eukaryota; Viridiplantae; Streptophyta; Magnoliopsida; Fagales; Juglandaceae. The transcript has 8 exons. Bases 336 to 1130 code for a protein of 264 amino acids.
CUGUUUUAGUAAAUAUAUAGUGCGAAUUUACAAUUUUGUCAUCUCAAAAUCAACCCAAGCAAUCAUUUUGAGGACAGAUCGCUUUCUCACUCUCUGUCUUCAGACACACACACUCUCUCUCUCUCUGCGCGCUGUGGUCUGGUUGUGUGAGAGAAGAAUUCAGAUUUAGAUUCAUACAUUUCCAAUAUCAAGUUUUUCAGAGAGGGUCAUAUGUCAUGUAUCAUAAUCAUUUGAAACAGUCUCAUGGAUUUCUAGAAAAUAUGAAUUGGAACAUUUUGAUGUGGUCUAUAUUUUUCAUUCUCUAAGCAGCAGAAAGUUGGCCAACAGAAAGUAUCAUGGCGGCUAAUGAAAAUCUUCCCCCAAAUGUUAUAAAGCAACUUGCAAAGGAAUUGAAGAAUCUUGAUGAAUCUCCCCCUGAGGGCAUUAAAGUAGGUAUUAACGAUGAUGAUUUUUCAACCAUAUAUGCUGAUAUUGAGGGCCCAGCUGGUACUCCAUAUGAAAACGGUGUUUUUCGCAUGAAGUUAUUAUUAUCUCAUGACUUUCCACACUCUCCUCCAAAAGGUUACUUCCUGACCAAGAUUUUCCAUCCAAACAUUGCACCCAAUGGUGAGAUUUGUGUCAAUACACUUAAAAAGGAUUGGAAUCCAAGUCUUGGGUUACGACAUGUUCUCAUUGUAGUUAGGUGUUUAUUGAUCGAACCAUUUCCAGAAUCAGCCUUAAAUGAACAAGCAGGCAAGAUGCUACUUGAGAAUUAUCAGGAGUAUGCUAGACAUGCCAGACUUUACACCGGGAUCCAUGCCAAGCCAAAACCCAAGUUCAAAUCGGGAGCCAUUUCCGAGUCUACCACAGCUCUGAAUGUUGACCAGACUAACACCUCAGUUACUGCUGAUCAGAAGAGCAUAACACCAGAUGUUGCAUUGACAUUGCCAUCCCCAUUGGCACCUUCUACAACACCCACCAAGGGAAAUGGGCUGGAGCAGCCUGCCUCCUUGGCACCAACAACGGAUACAGUAGUUAGUGGGUCUGCUGUGGCAGCUGCCACCGCACAAAAGAAGGAAUGUGGAUUGGCAAAAGUUCACUUAGACAAGAAAAAACUAGAUGCAAGAAAGAAAAGCUUGAAGAGAUUGUAAACUUACGUAGACAUGAUUGAACUGCAAUUAUGGGAUUUGUGGCCAAACUUUUGUCGUCCAUUGAUGGGGGAUGGGGCAAGUAGGGGCAAAUUUGGGGUUUGGGGAGGUGAGCGAAUGUAUGCUGUAAUGAAUAUUUCCAUUGGACAAUGUGACUCGUGUUGUAAAAUUUAAGUUUCUGUA